Molecule: messenger RNA, 934 nt
Organism: Suricata suricatta (meerkat)
Lineage: Eukaryota; Metazoa; Chordata; Mammalia; Carnivora; Herpestidae
Gene: PIGBOS1
Product: PIGB opposite strand 1
Exons: 2
Coding region: 643-807 (54 amino acids)
Source: RefSeq, a predicted model, not a curated record
CGUCACUCACCGCCGCCGCGCUCGGAGCCAUUCCGGGGGCUGACGUACAAAGUUGACUUUCUCUUUCGCAGCUUCAUUUUCUCGUGGGAGCGGUUCUGCAGACCGCGGAAAAAGAGUCGGCCGUCGCCACCCACGUGCUCCAUCCUGCCCCUGUUUCGAUGUUUACUGAGGAUCCCCUAGCACCUCAGUCCCGCGGAAGACAGACCCAGAAAUCAUGCGCGUUGCUCUUCCGCCCAUUAAGUUUGGCCCCCGCAGCAGCCGUCGCUCGCAGGCGCGGAGAUGCCUGGGAAAAGGCAGGUUCUUCACGCCGACUGCCGAAAUUGGUCUUUGCUGCGGAUACCGCACGUCGGUCUGGCGCGGGGCCGCUUUGUCGUGAGCUCGCCUGCGUUUUCCCUUUGGCUUCUCCGUCUCGUGAGAUUGCUGCCCGGCUUUGGCGUCUAGGUCUCUGCGCCGAGGUUUCUCUUCCGGAAACUGCUGGAAGGAGCCGGAGAGCGCUUGUGCGGAGGCAGGCGGGAGGCGGGGUCGGCGAAGCCAACGGCGAGUGUUCGAGAUGUCCCAGUGAUCUGAAGAUCCUUCCUGGAGGUGGACUAUAAUUUUUCAAAAUUACUGUGUGACAGAAGCACUGAAUGACAUUUGCUGAAAAUGUUUGGUAGAUUGACUCUUCCACAACUGCUUUUUGCUAGCAUCCUUGGAAUUGCUGGAGGAAUGUAUAUUUAUCAACCAAUAUUUGAACGAUAUUACCAAGAUCAGAUGGAAUUUAAAAAAAAGUUAAAAUUGACACAAGAAUCAGAAGAGAAGAAAAAUUAAUACUACAUGGAGUUGAACUGUAAUUGUUUAAAGUUCUAUUGAAGCUAUACAUUGACUAUAAGUAAUGUAGUAAAACUUCUCAAGUAUAUUUUAAACAAAUAAAUCAUAGGUCAUGAUUUUAAAACAA